AACAGCCACUGCCUUUCAAUUCCCAUUUCUAUCCACUUCCAAAAUGGUCCUUCUCGUUACUUCCGAUAAUGAACAGUUCAACGCGGACAAGGACGUCGUAGAACGCUCCGUUCUCAUCAAGAACAUGCUCGAGGAUGUUGGCGAAUCAGAUCAACCUAUCCCUCUGCCUAACGUCUCCUCCAGCGUUUUGAAGAAGGUACUCGAGUACUGCGAACAUCACCGGGGCGAACCACUCCCUUCAGCGGAUACCGAACAAAGCCAAGAUGAGACACGCAAACGGACGACCGAUAUCAGCGAGUGGGACCAGAAAUUCAUCACAGUCGACCAGGAGAUGCUUUUCGAAAUCAUCUUGGCUGCGAAUUACCUUGAUAUCAAAUCACUACUUGAUGUCGGCUGCAAAACCGUCGCGAACAUGAUUAAAGGAAAGACUCCUGAAGAGAUCCGAAAACUCUUCAACAUUGUCAAUGACUUUACGCCAGAGGAGGAGGCGCAGAUCAAGAAGGAGAACGAGUGGGCAGAGGAUCGAUGAGUAUAAUACCCUCGUAUUGCUACUAGUUGUUGUCGUUCUGUUUCUCUAUCCAUGUACAAGUAUCUUGCCGCUUGCGACCUUCUCGGUUAUCUUUACGUAAGCGUCGCAAAAGGAGCUACAGAAUAUACACCGGACUAUCAAGUACCAUAAAA
This is a messenger RNA of Laccaria bicolor S238N-H82, 681 nucleotides long. RefSeq lists its product as uncharacterized. Gene Ontology annotation, molecular function: cullin family protein binding. The record is from RefSeq and is a predicted model, not a curated record. Gene Ontology annotation, cellular component: cytoplasm; nucleus. Bases 44 to 529 code for a protein of 161 amino acids. Lineage: Eukaryota; Fungi; Basidiomycota; Agaricomycetes; Agaricales; Hydnangiaceae. The transcript is spliced from 6 exons. Gene Ontology annotation, biological process: SCF-dependent proteasomal ubiquitin-dependent protein catabolic process; mitotic cell cycle.